This is a messenger RNA of Contarinia nasturtii (swede midge), 2062 nucleotides long. RefSeq names its product neuronal growth regulator 1 (gene wrapper). The coding region runs from base 499 to 2043 and encodes 514 amino acids. Gene Ontology annotation, biological process: homophilic cell-cell adhesion; synapse organization. Gene Ontology annotation, cellular component: neuronal cell body; plasma membrane; axon. Lineage: Eukaryota; Metazoa; Arthropoda; Insecta; Diptera; Cecidomyiidae. The transcript is spliced from 6 exons. Gene Ontology annotation, molecular function: protein binding; axon guidance receptor activity. The record is from RefSeq and is a predicted model, not a curated record.
UAUGAACGGACGUUUUCUGUUCCUCACGCGACUUCAAUUGAGCAAUUGAAUUUUGAUUGAAUUACUGUUUUAACUUCAUUUACAUUGUGUGCGCCUCUGUUUUUAUGAUGAAAUAUUUUACCGGCAAUCACAGAAUAAUAAUAAAAACUCUCAACCCUUCGGAUACGGAUAAAUAAACAGUGAAUUUAAAGUUAUUAAAAAUGGAUUGUGUGAUUGAUUGUGUCAAUCAAAGUUUUAUAGUUAUGUGAUACACGUAAUUUUUAUUUACUGGAAAAUUUAUGUUUUGUGCUCAAGGUCAGGUGUAAAGUGACAUUAAAAGUAAAGAAACACGUUUUGUGGAAAGAAUACUAUGGUGAUAAGAAUUUAUUGAUUUUAAAUUGUAUUGGAAAACCAUUGUGAAUAUAUUCUUUUGCAAUUCUAAACAUUAUUUGGCGGGAAAGAAAACAGAGAUUAAGAAACCACAUAAAAUACACUCCUCGACAACGUAAUCUUCUUUACAUGGAUUUAAAAAUGGUCAUUGAUGAAUGUGACCUGCGUAAAAUCCAUAUUGUUGGCAUUUUGAUAUGGAUUUGUGGUAUCGGAGUGAUUAAAACUGAGAAUUACUUUACAUCGAACUCGGAAAAUUUUGAAUCGGUUCCAACAACUAUUAAAACCUAUGAAAAUGACACCGUUUUAUUGCCGUGCUAUUCAGUGGUAUCGUAUCAGUGGAUACGUUGGCUUCGUGACGACAUUCCGAUCAUUGAUUCACGAAAUCUUGGAGUUUCACCCUCGCCACGCAUAACACUGUUCAAUAAUGGCAGCUUACAAGUGAGAAACGUGGAGCGAAACGACACUGCUGAGUAUUUAUGUGAAGUAAUGACAACAUCCUUUUCGCUUGAAACACAACUGCAUGCAAUCGAAGUUCAAUAUCCACCGACUGUUGUGUCGCAGCCCAGUGGUCGCAUCGAAGUCAAAAUGGGUUCAGUGUUCGAAAUAGUUUGCGAAGCGCAUGGCAUUCCUCAACCAAUUAUAUCGUGGAGACAUCAUGAGCAAUCGAGCAGCACACAAUUGGAGAAUGUUCGAAGAAAAUUGAUCGAAGUAAAUGAUCGUAAUAUGGCUGGCAAAAUUGAAUGCAUUGCUACAAACGGAGUGGGUCAACCGGCUGUUGCUGGUGUUGAUAUGAUUGUUUUGUUUGAACCAGAGAUAAAAGCUGUUGAAAAUAUUGUGCACACAAAACUGCAAUUAAAUGCACAGUUGGAAUGUGUGGUCACAUCACAGCCAGAUUCAAAAGUACAUUGGUUCCACCAUGGAUUUCCAGUAGCAUCAAGCAACCGAAUUCUUCGUCAAAAUCAUGCGAUUCUUACAAAUCAAACAGUCAACGAUUACCAUUCUGAUACAAAACACAUUUUAAUCAUUCGAAAUAUCAUGGAAACCGACCUUGGAAUGUAUGAAUGCCGUGCUGAAAAUUUAAUUGGACUGAAUAGUGCCUCAAUUGAGCUUACCGGUCGCCCAUCACUUCCUACGUUCAAGAAGUCGCCGCAAACACAGGACCCAAGCUCACAUUAUUUAAUUUGGCAAAUCGAAAGCUUAUCGCCACUUUUCGAGCACAUAUUGAAAUUCCGUAAAGUCCCUUCGGGCAAUGUAACACCACACAAUCGCAAAUAUGCAACAGCAUGGCAUGAAAUCGUCGUGCCAGCAGAGAUAUCCGAAGGCCCAAUACACACAACUGGAUAUGCGCUCAAAGGAUUGGAACCAGCAAGUGUUUACGAAGUUACUGUCGUCUCACGCAAUCGUUUUGGAUCCAGUGAUUCAUCGCGUAUCAUUCGCUUUGCAACGUCUGGCGAAAUUGAACUAAAUUAUUCAACGGAAAGCACAGAUGAAGAAACAUAUGAACAAAGCUACUACGAUGACGCUAGCUCAUCGGCAAUGGAACCACAUUCAACGCUGGACAACAUAGAUCCGUAUGGACCUUUUCCGUACAAUACAUAUCAUGGUUCAGCUUCCAAAAGUGCCGAAACAUCUCUUUUGUUAUUCGCAAUAGUUGGGUUAUUUUUAUUUCAUUGAACAAUAAAAGCAGAAUGAU